This is a messenger RNA of Aureobasidium musti, 1371 nucleotides long. The record is from the annotation of a GenBank genome assembly. Lineage: Eukaryota; Fungi; Ascomycota; Dothideomycetes; Dothideales; Saccotheciaceae.
AUGGCCAUUAUCGAUUCCAAANAAGUCGAACCAGCUCAAUACCGCUGGCACAGAGUUCAAGAUACAGCAAACUCAGUACAACGACGAGGAAACGGCACCGAGAACUGGGUCGGCCUUCGCAAGGAGAACGCCAGAGGUCAAUACGACUGUCACAUUGCUGUCAAAGCGACUUUGCAACAUCCUUUGACACUGGCUACAAUUAAACAGCGACUUCUUAAUGGUCUUUNNUUGAAAGAGAGGUUUGAGCAUCCUAAUAUUGCUUGCAAGGCUUUCUGGGAUGAACAGUUUGGUCCUUUAAUCCGAUAUACGCCUCCGUCUGAUAAUGAAAAAGCGGUCCUUUGGGCUCAACAAAGGGUGCAAGUGUGUGCGACGACUCAGACUGCUUUGGAGUUGAGAUGGGAAAUUGCGUCGAGAAGGAAAGCACAAAACAAAUCGUCUGAAUCUUUCACCAUCUAUGUUCUAGCCGAUAUGUCAGACACUGACACUCUUAUGGCCAAAGGCUCUUCUCUUGAGAUUCUAGUCCACUUUAACCACAUCUACUGGGAUGGUAUCAGUGCUCGACUGUUUCUUGGACAUCUCUUAAGUAGCAUCGGACAAGACUUGAAGCAUGCACGAUACGAUUGGGGCUGCGAAACCAAUAACCUAAGUCCACCAAUCCUUGACGCGUUGAAGGUUGAUCCGCAGACGUUGGGCAGAGAUUACGAAGACAGCCUCGAAGAAUUUGUGUCAAUCAUGUUCAAGUUUGAUUCAAGUCAUGCCAUGCCAAUCGGGACUAAUCCAGGACUGCCAGAAACUGCUGUUCUCCAAUUGAGUCCUGUUGAAUGCCAGAAGAUCAUCAAGGCAGUAAAGUCUCGGCUCGGCCCUGGAUAUACCAUAACGCAUCUAGGUCAAGCGGCAACCCUGUUGACUUUACUCAAGCUCAGUCCACUCUCACAAGAAGCCCUGCGCGAAAAAUCAGUCAUAAUGCCAUUACCUGUCAACGGACGACGAUACCUACGAGAAGGACUUGCAGACCAUCAAUAUGGUAGCUGUCAAGCCUGUGCAGUGGUUACUUUUGAUAAUCUUGAGCAAUUUGCUGUGAACUUUGAUAACAGAGAAGCUGUGAUUGAUGCUUUGAUGAACGCCAUGAAAGUCACAAAAACUGCUUAUGACUAUUGGCUUGAUAAGCCGUAUCUCUUGCCACUUGGGAUUGCGAAAGACAACUUCUUUUCGGCAUUGUUGGAAUCCAAACCUGAUGGUAAAGCCGUACCAAUCUUUGCCAGCGACGGUUUGGAUGAUCUUUAUAUUCCGAGAACUGUUUCAAGGCCCGAUGGAUCUUCAGUCUUGGAUGUGGAUGAUGUGGUGUUUCUCACAGACACCUACGAGCCAGGG